GUGUUGGAUACUUUCCUCUCCCCUCGAUUAAAUCGUAGUCACAAGCGUUCUUCAAAAAUCUCAAUUGGCCUCUCCUAUUCUACACCACCACUCAUCCAGGUCAUCAAGAUCAACUGCAAUACCAUCAUCCCCCAGCAUUCCAACAAUCAACAAUGUUUUCCUCAAAGCCAUCAUCAAUCAACCAACCCUACACCACCCCCGACCCAAAAGCUCCAACCCAAUACCAACGCACCAUCUACUCCGCUCUGCGCGCCCCCACCAUCUCCACCAAGCCCUCAGAAUGGGAAGCCCGCGCCCGCGCCAUCCUUCCACUACCAAACUUCAAAUACGUCUUCGGCGCCGCCAGCUCCGGCGACACCCACCGCGAGAACACCGAAGCCUUCAAGCGCUACCGCCUGCGCCCGUCCAUGUUCGUCAACGCCACCCGGCGCGACCUUUCCGUGGAGCUAUUCGGAACGACGUACCCCGGGCCCCUGAUCAUAGGGCCGGUGGGUGUGCAAGAGAUCAUGCAUCCCCACGCUGAAGAAGCUACGGCGCGCGCGUGCAGGGCGUUGAAGAUCCCGAUGGUGUUGUCGAGUGCGGCGACGCGGUCGAUUGAGCGGGUGGCGGCGGCGAAUGGGGACGGCGAGAGGUGGUUCCAGCUUUACUGGCCGAGGCCGCAGGCGGAGGAGGUCACGGUUAGCUUACUAAAUCGCGCGAAAGCAGAGGGGUAUAAGGUUUUGGUUGUGACGUUGGAUACGUUUAACCUCGCGUGGCGCCCUGAGGACCUGGAUGCGAGUUAUUUGCCAUUUAUUUAUGGGCAGGGGUGCGAAGUCGGCCUCUCAGAUCCUGUAUUCAACGCACGCUAUGAGGAGGAGCUAGCACGGGAGAAAGCGGAGAAAGGCUUUACGACGCGACUAGGAGAGGCAUUGGAGACGAUUCGACGUCCUGGGUCUAUUUCCGGCGCCGCGAAGGUGGUCGCGAAUGCGGCGACGAUGAAGAAGGCGCAGGCGUGGAUGAGUAUCCUCAACUCUGGGACGUAUCGCGAGUGGAAGCAUCUCGAGAUUCUUAAGAAGUACUGGGAUGGCCCGAUUGUGUUGAAGGGAAUUCAGACGGUUGAGGAUGCCCAAAAGGCCGUUGAGUAUGGUAUGGACGGCUUCGUCGUUUCCAACCAUGGCGGACGGCAGCUGGAUGGCGCGAUUGCGUCUCUAGAUGCCCUUGCGGAGAUUGCUGGGGAUGAGACAGUGAAGAGAUCGGGGAUUACAGUGCUGUUCGAUAGUGGGAUUCGGACGGGGAGCGAUGUGCUCAAGGCGAUAGCGCUAGGGGCGAAGGCGGUGAUGGUGGGGCGACCGUUCAUGUAUGGGUUGGCUAUUGAUGGGGAGGAGGGGGUGAAGCAUGUGCUUAGGUGUAUUGCGGCGGACACGGAUAACAUGUUAGGGAAUAUGGGAAAGAAGAGUCUUGGGGAGCUAAGUCGGAACGAUUUGAGGGUUUUGGGGCAGCCGGCGAAGCUGUGAGGGGGCGAGGUCAUCAAUCUGCAAAAAAGUCAUCACAUUUUAAGGAGCAUUUUAUUUUCAACGUUUGAUAUCUUGCAUUUCAUACCAUUUAUUUCGAGAAAAUAUAAUUAGCUUUCCAUCAUUCUGUCAUCUUCAGUCCAUUCUUCCACCUUCUCUCCCCUUUCACCAACCUCUACUUCUUCGUCGGAGUCAACUUAUGACUUUGGGGCCGGGUUUUCAGUGUUACUUAUCUGGAUUAAGCGGGAAGGUGCUCGUUCAUACCCGUCACAAGGAGAUUGGCUUGGGAUAUGAGAUCUACGCGUUCUAUAUCCGUACACGCAAAACACCCGCAAUGCAAGGUCCUCCGAUUAGCUCCGUGUAAGCAUCCAAAGUCUGAAUAUAAUGAAAGAAAUGGGAACCGGAUACAGGCAUCCGUAAGAAACCGGGGAGUGUAUUAUGAGAAGG
Messenger RNA from Mytilinidion resinicola, 1937 nucleotides. Its product is annotated as FMN-dependent alpha-hydroxy acid dehydrogenase-like protein. The transcript has a single exon. Gene Ontology annotation, molecular function: FMN binding; oxidoreductase activity. The coding region runs from base 153 to 1493 and encodes 446 amino acids. Lineage: Eukaryota; Fungi; Ascomycota; Dothideomycetes; Mytilinidiales; Mytilinidiaceae. The record is from RefSeq and is a predicted model, not a curated record.